Pseudogymnoascus verrucosus is the source of this 1111-nucleotide messenger RNA. RefSeq lists its product as uncharacterized. The record is from RefSeq and is a predicted model, not a curated record. Gene Ontology annotation, biological process: translation. Gene Ontology annotation, cellular component: mitochondrial large ribosomal subunit. Gene Ontology annotation, molecular function: structural constituent of ribosome. Lineage: Eukaryota; Fungi; Ascomycota; Leotiomycetes; Thelebolales; Thelebolaceae. Bases 59 to 1030 code for a protein of 323 amino acids. The transcript has 2 exons.
CCAGGAGCUUUCACCAGUUCACCAACUCCACGCAACUUCCACCAACAAGUUGCCCACCAUGCCACCACGGCUACACCGCCCCUCGCGAGCCGCCCUCACCUCCCUCCUCCGCACUCCCAACACCACCGCAACCACCACCCUCCUCCCACGCCAAUACGCCACCGCAACCAUAACCGCGAACACCUCCUCGCACCCCUCCCUUCCACCGCUAAAAUCCCGCCUCCCAACCACCCAACCCAUCUCCCUCAAGCCCGCCCAGUUCCGAAAAACCCAACUCCUGCGCCAAUACGCCUCGCUGCUCCGCUCGACACCCCUCCUCAUCCUCUUCCAGCACAACAACCUCAAUACCGCGGAAUGGACGUCGCUGCGUCGUGAGCUUGCUGCCGCGCUCGCGAAGGUGGAUGCUGGGCUUGCUUUGGCUGGGGAGCCGGUCCCGUCGGGGUCGGCUGUGAAGCUGCAGAUUGUGCAGACGGGGAUUUUUGCUGCGGCGCUACGCGUGGUGGAGUACUUUGAUCCGUCUGCUGUGGGAUCGGGGGAGGCGAGCCACACGCUCAGUAAAGCUGCGCACGAGGCUGUCGUGGGAAAGAGGACUUCGCACGGAUUCGCGCCGUUGCUCGCUGGCCCUGUCGCGGUGCUGAGUUUCCCAACUGUGAGCCCAGCGCACCUGAAGGCGGCGCUGACGGUGUUGGCGCCGUUGGCACCAGAGUACCCUGCGCCGACGCGGAAGGCGCACCCGGGGUGGCAUGAUAAUGCGGUGCAGACGGGUCUGCAGAAGCUGCAGCUGCUAGGCGCGAGGGUGGAGGGGAAGGUGUUCGAUAUGGAGGGCGCGAGGUGGGUGGGUAUGAUUCCGGGUGGAUUGGAUGGGUUGAGGGCGCAGGUUGUGCAUUUGUUGCAGAGUGCUGGGGCUGGGGUUACGAAUGCGUUGGAGAGCGCGGGGAAGAGCUUGUUUUUUACGGUAGAGGGGAGGAGGAUGAUGUUGGAGGAUGAGGCGAAGGGGCCGGAGGUGAAGGAUGAGGUGAAGGCGGAGUAGAUGGGUAUGAUAGUGAGGACUGUAUUAUAUUGUUUUCAUAGUGUUGGUUUGGCAUAGAAUGUAAGAAGACACUUGGCAACG